AUGUACAUAUGUAUACUGAAAUGGAAAAAAUACAAUGUUGUCAUUGGAGGGGAUAUCAAUUCAAGUUUUGAUGUCCUGCAGGACAGAAAAACUGUGACAGAGCUCAAAAAUGUGCUUCGACAAUUUAACCUGUACUAUGUUAACUGCAAACCUACCAGAGGCUCAUCCUGUCUAGACAAUAUAUUUACAAAUAUUAAGAGAACUUGUAUGUCCACUGAUGUAAUUAGUUUCCCUUUCUCAGACCAUGAUGCAGUAUAUCUUAGUCUUAAUAAUGUAACUUCAGACUGCACCAAACCAGAAUCUAAAACUGUGAUUACUAGACCAGUGAGCAGAGAGAGGGUGGGUAGGUUUAGACAUGCCCUCACUUAUUUCAGUUGGGACACAUGUUUUAUUAGGCUUCAACACUGUUCAGCUGAUAUUGUAUUCACAAAGUUUUUCUCCGUCUUUUUAAAUGUAUUUGAAAAUAACAUCCCUCUGAAAAAAUGUACAGUAAAUAUUAGUAGUAAUUACAAGAAAAGGAAAACGAAGGAAUGGUGUACUCCACAGUUAGGGCAACUGAAAAAUACUGUUAUGCUGUAUUCUAGUCUGUACAAAACCAGUAAAUCAGAACUGUAUAAAGACCUGUAUGCUAAAGCUAAAUGCAAGUAUAGGAAGGCAAUAAAUGAAGCAAAGAAACUGCAUAACAUAGUAAACAUUGAAAAAUCUAACAAUAAAUGCAAGAAGGCCUGGAGUGUAAUAAACUCCAUUUUACACACUAAACACACAGAGGAAAUUGCCAUUACCCCAGAAGAAUUUAAUAAAUAUUGCAUUCAGUCCAUUGAAGAAAUUAGUAGUUCAAUAAUCAAACCACCUGAAAAUGCACUUAGUAUUAUGGACAGCUGCUUUGAAAAGCUUCCCCAAAGCACCUUCACUUUCACAGAAGUGAGCCCAAAUAAUAUCCUAAAAAUAGUGAAAAAUGUCAAACCUUCAGUUAGUGUUGAUUACUAUGAUAUGUCAUGUAAUUUGUUGAAAGAUGUUAUUGAUUGUUUUUUUUCAAAAAUUUCAGAAAAGAUAAUGUAUGAGCAAGUUAGUGCCUACUUGGGUAAACUAACUAUAAUUAGUGAUAAACAGUUUGGAUUUAGGAAAGGUAAAUCCACAACGGAUGCAAUGGACUCCCUCGUAAAAUUAGUCCUAGAUGUGUUCGAGGCUAGGGACUAUGCCCAGGCUACAUUAUGUGACCUGAGCAGAGCCUUCGACUGUGUAGAGCAUGACACUGUGCUGAAUAAGCUAGUUUACUAUGGUUUUGAUGACAACAGUAUAAAUAUGUUCAGGUCUUUUCUAGAGAACAGUCAACAAGUUGUGUGCAUUGGUAGGGAGAAAUCAAAUUUGGUUAAUGUUAGUGCUACAUUUGUUAAUUCUGAAUUAUUACACCAACAUUCUGUUAUGCAAACAAGUGAGCUGACAAUAGACACUUCUAAUUGUUGCAGUUUGUUUGUGAUGCACUGCAUAGUUUGGUGGAAGAUUGAGAAGCACUGA
Schistocerca piceifrons (Central American locust) is the source of this 1515-nucleotide messenger RNA. RefSeq lists its product as uncharacterized. The record is from RefSeq and is a predicted model, not a curated record. NCBI's taxonomy places the organism in Eukaryota, Metazoa, Arthropoda, Insecta, Orthoptera, Acrididae. The coding region runs from base 1 to 1515 and encodes 504 amino acids. The transcript has 3 exons.